ACAAAGCGAAGUUCCAAGUUCGUUAAUCUUCUUGAGAUCUUGACAUUCCUUGGAACAUGGAGAAGCUUCUUAAUCCUUACGAAAAGCAAUACAUGAAAAUGGCUAUGCUCAAACAUGAAGAAACUUUCAAGCAACAGGUAAAUGAACUUCAUAGGCUAUAUCAAGUCCAGAAGAUCUUGAUGGAAAACAUGCAGAUCAACAAGGGAAAUAAUGUAAGCUCAGGACUAGAGACUUUCAACAGAACAGUUGACCAUGAGACUGACCGGUUGGCGAGAAGAGAUUCCGGUGGUAAUAAUACAGAUAUUAUGGACGAGAGUGAGAUCGAGCUAACGCUUGGACCUUCAUGCUACAGUGGUGAGUUGAUGAGAAUGAACAAGAAGAAUAAGAACUCUUUGCCGGAGAUGAUUGACGAAAAUUUAAAUUCCGAUGGCUGGAGUUUCUGGUCGUCUUCGACAGGGUCAAGCAAUAAUAAUCACAACAAUCUUGAAGAACAAGUAAUCCAAGAGAAGUUGAUGAAACAUCAGAAUCAGAAGCAGCCAUGGCUUCGAGCAUUGACCUUGAAUAUUAUUUAAUAGUAUAUAAUAUUCAUAUUAACUAGUAUAUUCUGAAAUAGAUUUGCAUUUUUUUUUCUUUUUCCAAUUUAGUAGGGUUUUUUUUUUUUUUAACACGCCUCUUAUCAGGUGCUCUUUUUAAGGUUUACAAGGAUUUUCUUCUUUUUAGUAGUUAUUUUCUAGGUUUCUUGUAUGUCUAACUUUGCUUUUUUUUUGAAACUAAUGUCUUACUUUGGUUAGGAAGAUAUUAAUUAUUUCUGAGUUCAACAGAAAUGUGCAUUGCCAGACAUUGUCAUAUUCAGAUUAUAGUUAUAUAUAUAUCUACAUAAGGUUCGAUC
Messenger RNA from Brassica rapa (field mustard), 889 nucleotides. RefSeq lists its product as uncharacterized. The record is from RefSeq and is a predicted model, not a curated record. Lineage: Eukaryota; Viridiplantae; Streptophyta; Magnoliopsida; Brassicales; Brassicaceae.